UCGGAUGAGCGCACUCUCCUCACUUUGUCUUCACUCACGACCUUGCGAGAAUUGGCCAUGAUGCGCAGCCGAACGGCGACUUCAAUGUCAGACAAGUUGCGUUCUGAUCUUCUGUCUAGUGUUGCAAUCGAGGUAGAGGGUUUGCUGGAUGAGGAGUUGCUGAUCGACGAAGAGGAUGAUUUGGAUGAAGAGGCUGACGCUGUAAAAGCUGAACAGGACGAGUUCGCGGAAUACGAUAUCCUGCCUGAUAGCCUCAGACAUGGCGGCCGACAAAGCAUUUCGUCACCAGCCAAGUUGCGCAAGUUCGCCAAACAGAUCACGAAGCAGACAGUUCAAACUCAUAUUGACAUGAAGGGUACGUGCAAAUCUGCACAGUAG
Molecule: messenger RNA, 378 nt
Organism: Protopolystoma xenopodis
Lineage: Eukaryota; Metazoa; Platyhelminthes; Monogenea; Polystomatidea; Polystomatidae
Source: the annotation of a GenBank genome assembly